Temnothorax curvispinosus is the source of this 557-nucleotide messenger RNA. RefSeq lists its product as uncharacterized. The record is from RefSeq and is a predicted model, not a curated record. Lineage: Eukaryota; Metazoa; Arthropoda; Insecta; Hymenoptera; Formicidae. Bases 9 to 494 code for a protein of 161 amino acids. The transcript has a single exon.
AGAGCGAGAUGUUCCGCGUCGAAUACGGCCGAGAACAUCCAAGUGUCGUGGCGGCUCGCGAAUUCGCCCAGAGAAGCAUGGCUGGUAUCAGGGCGCGUGAGGAAGCUCGUCGAGCCGAACGGGAGUUCGAGAGGAUAGCUCAGGAGCCGUUGCCGGAGGAUCUGCGCUUUGAUGUGCCGUUCGAGGAGGAAUUUUUACGCGAGGGCGAUAUAUCUUGGGAGGAGGAAGAGGACAUGCCGCUUCCGUCCAGGAUAAAGACCACCAUGCGCGAUAUACCAAGGCGCGAGGCACCCUACGAAUAUCCUCCUUUCGACCCGGAGGAGCUCGAGAGGUUCUUCGACGUGGAACAAUACCCACCAAGUCCGCUACGUGGACCACCACCUGGUCGCGAGCAUCUACCGCCGGAUCUUUGGGAGUUAGAGGAUCCUUGGGCAACGUGCGGCGUCUGUCCGAAGCGAGAAGUGUCCGAUCUCAUCCGCUUCGAGAGCCCUUAGUCCUUCGUCUGCCGCAUACAUGCUGAUCUGAUAGACUUGUUUCCGUUUCCGAGAUUCCAGGAU